Messenger RNA from Erythranthe guttata (spotted monkey flower), 2754 nucleotides. RefSeq names its product D111/G-patch domain-containing protein. The record is from RefSeq and is a predicted model, not a curated record. NCBI's taxonomy places the organism in Eukaryota, Viridiplantae, Streptophyta, Magnoliopsida, Lamiales, Phrymaceae. Gene Ontology annotation, molecular function: nucleic acid binding.
UGAAAACCUCAGCGAACUCAUCCGUGCACCCUGCCGCAGACAAGCAAACCCGAAUAUUCCUUCGUCUCUCCGAUCGGGAAAUAAGAAAGCAAACCUCCUCCCCUCCCACCGCCUGCAUCACCACACACCUACUUAUACGUACGCGUAAUCUGUAUCUAUCUAUAUCUGCGCAAGGGUGAAUUAUCCUUAUCCAUGGGUGGAAGAAGCCGAAAAAAGCCGAAUAAAUCGACUAGCCGGCCCGCCCGGCCAUCUGCAUCUUCUUCCGGCGGCCGCGGCCGCGGCCUCUUUGUAGAAGGCGGAGUUCUUUCUGAUUGGUCUCCCUUCGGCUCUCCUCCUUCUAGAGGGAGAAAAGGGAAUAAUGGGGCAAAUGGAAAUUCGAGACCCCGAAUCGGGAAAGGGAGCAAUUCGGAUCCAAAAUCCGGAUCUGCCCCGGGUCAGCGAGCCGAGGCUAAGAAGAAUACGGGGAACGCUAUUAGUUUCCAGUAUCCUCAGCAGGAUAAUACAUUUAUCAGUGGAGGUCGGAACCGAGGGGAAAGUUUUGAUGCAUCAAAUCCUGUUGUCUUGAUCGAUUCAGAGAAGACGCCGAUUAUUGCAUACUUCGACGAGGGACCCGGUAAAGAACCCCAAAAUGUUGAAUACAUGUAUGAUUACACCACGAGCUUUACACUCGAAGAAAGCUCCCACAGAGGAUUAGGGUUCAAUGACGAAACGGAGACAACAAACGACGGUAUUGAAUAUGAAUCCUCAUCCAAAAUCGAAAAGAAAGAGGGUGAUGCCACGGACUUAUCUUCUUCUGAGAUGGAUCGUGGUGCAAAUGCUGAUGUGGAUGAGGAUUUGACGGCUGAGGUUUCUUCUCAAGAGGAAGAUCCAGGUUAUGUGAUAAUUGGAGGCACUAAGAUAUAUACGUACGAUACCGAUGAAGAUGUCGAGGAAGAUGUGAGCGAUGAAGGGUCUUCAGUAUCGGAUGACAGCUCAGCGACAUCGGAUAGUGACGGCUCGUCGUAUAGUGGUUCAGACAUUGACGACGAGAUUGCUGCCGAUUACUUUGAGGGAAUAGGUGGAGUUGGCAACAUCGUUAAUGUUGACCAGCUUGUCGGAAAACAAUUUGAUUUGUCCGAUUCUGACAGUGAUUCUGAAGACAGCUUUGAUGAAACUGUGCAGAAGUUAGGUGGGAUUGAUCUUCAGGAUGCUUCGAGGAUGUAUGGCAAGGAAAAGCCGGGAUUGGCAAGAAAAUAUCGAAGACAAGAUAAAGAAUUGACACCUAUUAAGUAUACCCAAUCAUCUGGCUUAGAUGACUUAAUGCUUGUGAAAGAUCCAAGAACUAUUUCUGGGAAGAAAAAGAAUGUUGCUAAAUUUCCACAGUCUUGGCCUUCUGAAGCUCGCAAAAGCAAAAAAUUCAGAAGAAUUCCAGGGGAAAAGAAGAAACAUCGUAAAGAAACGAUUGCAGCAAAGCGUCGGGAUAGAAUGGUUCGGCGUGGUGUAGAUCUUCAGAAGAUAAAUUUGAAAUUUCAGCAAAUGGUUCUUGAUGGCAUAGAUAUUCAAUCAUUUCCGUCUAUGCAUCGACAGGAUUGUUCUCAGGUACGCAGGUUAGCUUCCAUUUAUCGAUUGCAAAGUGGAUGCCAAGGAUCUGGCAGGAAGAGAUAUGUGACUGUGAUCCGAACACACCAAACAUGUAUGCCAACCCCAGGUGAUCAAGUUCGCCUCGAGAAGCUGAUAGGAGCUAACGAAAAAGAUGCUGAUUUCUCAGUCAUUGAUGGUAAGCCUGUUAAAAUGGAUACAUAUUAUGCAAAAAAGACUGCCAGAGUUGGUGGGACCACCCCGGUAGGCUCACAGUCUCUCAAGAAGAGAUCGAAUAAGAAUAAGACACCUGGCAAAACAGGCUCCUAUUCCACACAGCCCCUUUCUUUCGUCUCGAGUGGUAUUAUGGAUCCUGCAAUAGUUGAGCUUACAACUACCGAAUCAACAAACGAGACAAACCCUGAAAAACAAACCGCAGCUAGCUUGGAAUACGGUGCGUUUGAGAUGCACACAACUGGAUUUGGAUCGAAAAUGUUGGCUAAGAUGGGAUAUGUAGAAGGUGGUGGCUUAGGAAAAGAUGGCCAAGGUGUGGCUAAACCGAUUGAAGUUUUUCAGAGGCCUAAAUCACUCGGAUUAGGUGCGGUGGCUCCGGAAGCUUCUAGUAGUAAACAACCCACGACGAACGUGAAAGCUCAGCCCAAGUCAGUUCGAUCCAAGUCUUGUGGGACAAAAGCAAAACCGGCGAAAAUCGAGAACAAUAACUUUGGUUCGUUUGAGAAGCAUACGAAGGGUUUUGGUUCGAAAAUGAUGGCAAAGAUGGGGUUUGUAGAAGGUGCUGGAUUGGGGAAGGAUGCACAAGGCAUUAUUAACCCUUUAGUUGCUGUGAGGCGCCCGAAAUCAGUGGGAUUGGGUGCUAAUAAGAGCAGAUUGGUCUAAUUUCCAUAGCUCGACUCUAAAUGUGACGUGUAUAUUUAUGAUAAUCCUUUUAUUUAUGUUUUUUUUAUUUUUUAUUUUUAAUUGGGGAUGGUGAAGAACGAGAGUCCGCUGAAUUUUGCUGUUAAGGGUAAAUUGCAGAGUGCAUAUUCGGGUAUGGCGUGACUACAAAGUUCGACUUUGUUUAUUUAUAAAUUUAUGUAUGUACUUUCUAAUUAAGCUCUCGGAGUAACAGUGUACUUUCUAAUUAUCCCGAUAUCUGCCGAGGGUGAUUAUCGAUUAUAGAUGAUCCAAGCUUGAGCA